Messenger RNA from Tarenaya hassleriana, 971 nucleotides. RefSeq lists its product as uncharacterized. The record is from RefSeq and is a predicted model, not a curated record. Lineage: Eukaryota; Viridiplantae; Streptophyta; Magnoliopsida; Brassicales; Cleomaceae. The coding region runs from base 63 to 779 and encodes 238 amino acids. The transcript has 2 exons.
UCUUCUUCUUCCUACAGUUCUCGCAAUAGAAAGAAAAAAAAAACUAAAUCAAACAAAAAAAAAUGGCUGUUUGGUCUGCUGAAAACGCAACUAAAGCCUACCUCAGUACAUUGAAGAUGGAUCAAAGGACGAAAGAACCAAACGUGGCGGAGUUCAUAUCGGCAUUCGCAGCAGGAAAUAACUCGAGACGGAUAGUGGUGGCAUGUGCGGGAGCAGCCAACCCUGACAUGCUCGUUGCCCUAAAAGCCGCAGCUUUCCAAACCGGCGGUCAAGUGGUUUGCAUCUUGCGCGGGGUCGAGGAACUGAUCAUUUCCAAGAAAAUCUUGGGAUCCUCGGAAGCUCAUCAGAUUGAGUUCGUGCUCGGGAAUUCUUGGGAUAUGCUGUCAGAUCAUUUCAGAGAAGCAGACUUUAUCCUCGUGGAUUGUAACCUCGAGAACCAUGAAGAGAUCGUUCGAGAGAUCGCUAAGGAGGAGAGGACGAGAUCCAAAGGAGGGGUGAUUGUGGGUUACAACGCGUUUUCGAAAGGGUCGUGGAGGUUUAGCGAUGGGAAAAGAACUCAGUUUCUUCCUAUAGGAGAAGGGUUGCUCGUUACAAGGAUCGGUGACAAAAUCAAUCAAGCCGCUUGUGGUAAGGAGAAGAUGAACAUCAUCAAUGGCGGUCAUCGUCAUCAUCAUAAUCAUGUGAGGAAGAGUCAUUGGGUAGUGAAGGUCGAUAAGUGCACGGGCGAAGAACACGUGUUUAGGGUUAGGGUUCCGCAAGGUGAAAUCAUCGAGGCUUGAUGAUUAAGAGAAUUUGGUGAUUAUAAAUUUGGGGUCAUCACCUUUUGUGUUUAUUAGUAGAGUUUGCACUAUGUUCAUUUUGUUUAGUAGUGGGUUCACCUCCGUCAUCGGAAAAUUUAAGCCGAUGAUUAAGACGAGUGACUAGGAUUUUAUAAGAGUUUGCGUGUUCUCAAUCUUCUUUUGUACCAAGAA